This is a messenger RNA of Mauremys mutica (yellowpond turtle), 2518 nucleotides long. Its product is annotated as dol-P-Glc:Glc(2)Man(9)GlcNAc(2)-PP-Dol alpha-1,2-glucosyltransferase-like. The transcript has 3 exons. The record is from RefSeq and is a predicted model, not a curated record. NCBI's taxonomy places the organism in Eukaryota, Metazoa, Chordata, Testudines, Geoemydidae. Gene Ontology annotation, biological process: protein N-linked glycosylation; dolichol-linked oligosaccharide biosynthetic process. Gene Ontology annotation, molecular function: dolichyl pyrophosphate Glc2Man9GlcNAc2 alpha-1,2-glucosyltransferase activity. Gene Ontology annotation, cellular component: endoplasmic reticulum. The coding region runs from base 1 to 1419 and encodes 472 amino acids.
AUGGAGCGCUCCGAGGCCUAUGGCUUCUCCGCCGCCAUCAGCGGCGCCUUCCUGCUCUCGUGCCUGCUCUUCUCGGCGCUGAACCGCGAGCAGCGCGCGCCCUACAUGGACGAGGCCUUCCACGUCCCGCAGGCGCAGGCCUACUGCGAGGGCCUCUUCCAGCAGUGGGACCCCAUGAUCACUACACUGCCUGGCCUAUACUUGAUGUCUGUUGGAGUAGUGAAACCUGCAGUUUGGCUCUUUGGAUGGUCUGGAAGUGUAGUGUGCUCUACAGGAAUGCUCCGAUUUAUUAACCUCCUUUUCAGUGUUGGGAACUUCUACUUACUGUAUUUGCUUUUGUGCAAGAUACAUCAUAAAAACAAGACUGUGUCUGGUUUCCAGAGAAUCUUAUCUACGUUAACCCUUGCAAUGUUUCCUACCCUCUAUUUUUUUACAUUCCUUUAUUAUACAGACACAGGAUCAGUGUUUUUUACUCUGUUUGCAUAUUUAAUGUGCCUUUAUGGUAACCAUAAAACUUCAGCCCUACUUGGGUUUUGUGGCUUUAUGUUUCGUCAAACAAAUAUUAUAUGGACUAUUUUCUGUGGGGGAAGUGUUGUUGCACAAAAGCUAAGUGAAGCUUGGAAGACAGAAUUACAGAAGAAAAAAGAAGAAAGGAUUUCAGCUAUGAAGGGAUCAUUUUCAGAAUUAAUCAAAGUAUUACAAUUUCUUACUGAGUACAUCAUGUCAUUUACAAACCUAGUAACUCUUAUUAUUUUGACCUGGCCAUACAUCCUCUUAGUAAUUGUGUUCUUUUCUUUUGUGGUAAUCAAUGGUGGAAUAGUUGUUGGUGACAGGAGUAGUCAUGAAGCCUGUUUCCACAUCCCUCAACUGUUCUACUUUUUUUCCUUUACUCUCUUUUUUUCCUUUCCUCAUCUAAUGACACCUAAUAAAAUUGGAAAUUUCCUUCGAUCAGUACGGAAGCACUUGAUUCAAUAUAGCAUACUCAUUGCCAUCUCUAUAUUCCUGGUCUGGAAAUUUACAUAUGUUCAUAAAUACUUGAUUGGAGAUAACAGACAUUACACAUUUUAUGUAUGGAGAAAAGUCUUCCAAAGACAUGACCUUGUGAAAUACAUAUUUGUUCCAGCCUAUAUAUUUGCUGGCUGGAGUUUGGCCGACUCUCUGAAAUCAAAAUCUAUUUUCUGGAACUUAAUAUAUUUUGUAUGUGUGUUUGCUGUCACAGUUCCUCAAAAGCUACUGGAAUUUCGUUACUUCAUUUUGCCAUUUUUAAUAUAUAGGCUCAAUAUUCCAGUUCCACCUCUUUCCAGGCUUCUUCUUGAGCUGACUUUAUAUAUUGUUGUGAAUGCAAUAACCUUUCAUCUAUUUCUGAACAAAACAUUUCAGUGGCCAAAUAGUGAAGAAAUCCAGAGGUUUAUGUGGUGAUUUUGUAUUCCUAAAAUGGCUCAAUUCUGUGCCUUUUCUGAAAUGAAUAAGUGACUACAGGCCCUAAAAUUAAGUAAAAUGUAUUGCUAUGUGUAACUUUUCUGUGGAUGGUGUAGAGCAGGGAUUGGCAACCUUUGGCACGUGGCCUGUCAAGGAAAUCCGUUGGUGGACCAAGACGAUUUGUUUACUGGCAGCGUCCACAGGUUCGGCCGAUCGCCUCUCCCACUGGCCGAGGUUCACGGUUCCAGGCUAAUGGGGGCUGCGGGAAGUGGCGUGGGCCGAGGGAUGUGCUGGCUGCGUGCCAAAGGUUAUUGAUCCCUGGUGUAGGGACUGAAGUGAGUUGGAUGUUUAUAUUCUUGGAAAUUAAUAUGAGAUCUGAUUUACUCUUUCUACAUGAUAGGGUAUUACACCAAAUUUAUAAGGCUUUAGGGUCCUGGAUUUAAUAAAUAUGGCAUCAGGGAAAAUUCAGAAGUGUUUCCAAACAUUCUGCAGUUAAUGUGAAAUGAGGGAGAUGUUUACAGUCAUAAUUCAUAAUAAUAAUGUUGUUCUAUGGUAAAUACUUAUAAAACUGUAUUUCCUCUAGUGUGGGCUCUGAAAAUUUUUUUUAUCUGCUAUUAGACACCAAGGAAAAAAGUAACUGAUACUUGGAAAUGUUGGAGUACAUGUUAAAUUCUUGGUUGGAGACCAGCACAAAUAAAACUUAAAAAAAAAAUUGCAAGUUAAUUGGUAAGCAUUCUGAUUUUAGGUCGUAGGUUUUUUCCAAAGUAUUUCAGCAGUUAAAUAUUUAUCUAACAGUUAUGACCGGGUUUCAUAAACAGUAAAAAUCUGCAGCGGAGGUCAUUUCCAUCCAUAUCUGUUAGAGACCAGGGGUUAAAUCCAGGGCAGCUAGGAUUUCACCCCAGAUUCUUCAGGGGUAAAAUUUUCAAAGUUGCUACUUUCCAAUGACUUUCAGUGAGAUUUAGGCUGCUAAGUGCCUAGGUCACUCUUGAAAAUGUGACCUAGGCUCCUAAGUCACUUAGGUGUUUUGAACAUUUUACCCCAGAUCAAUACACCUGUACCCCGAUAUAACGUGACCCAAUAUAACACUAAUUCGGAUACA